GUAGUGGGUUCUGAUGUGCUUCCUGCUUCAACCUUCAGUAUUACGCCCUAUCCCCUGGCCGAUUGUGUGCAGUCCGACAUACCUCCAGCGGCCCAAUUCCGAGAAUUGCUUACCGCAACUAGGCCACGUACAUCUUAAUAUCCCCGUUUGACUUUCUUCGUCAACACACAGCGGCAAUUUCUUCUCCUCAAAUUUGACUCGAGCAUAGGGAUCUACUUGCUGUUCGAAAGGAAAGAAUGGAAAAAGUCCGUCUGGGCUUCUCGUCCUAACGAAAAAGUGUUCUGCCUUGCUUGUAUCGUCACACUCUCCCGACUCAUUUGCAGUUGGUCCUACGCGAGGGCUCUGGGUGAAUGCUAAGUAAUCACUCUAAAGAGGUUGCGAAGCAUCAAAAAGUCCAGAGCUAUCCCGGAGGUCAGGAGAAAUGUCUAUGGCUGACUUCAUCGUUCUGUCCGUAGGCAUCUCUAUAUUGAAGUCCGAAAGCGACAUGGUUUCAGAAACGGAUUUAGAUGCGAGUCUUCUGCUUGCCGACUUGACUUUAAUUUCUUGUGGUCCACCAUCUGCAGUAUCUCCUGAACUCAACCUUGUUCCGCCGGACGAAAAGGGAAGACGAGACCAACGAGUAUCUGACAAUGAAGAUUACAGGACUUCUGAAGGACACCAAGAAGCUUCUAGUUUCUCUUCUGAAGGUCCAGCAUUCACGGCAGUAUCUAACCCUGGCGCCAUCCUCAAUGCCCCGGAAGAGAUAUACAGAACUUUCCGGUUAUGGGCUAAGGGAAUAUUGAUCUGUCUUGGAGGUAUCGGCAAGAACGGCAGAAGUCAAUUUAUUACAUUAACUUGGAAAAGCGGUUUCCUACAGAUGAAGCACUACUAUCUCCAGCCGCCAAGUGGCGGGUGUGAGGCUGCUCAAAAGCCCGCACUAUUGUUCCUAUCGAACGGUACAGAUCAUAAUUAG
Molecule: messenger RNA, 952 nt
Organism: Colletotrichum navitas
Lineage: Eukaryota; Fungi; Ascomycota; Sordariomycetes; Glomerellales; Glomerellaceae
Exons: 6
Coding region: 422-952 (176 amino acids)
Source: RefSeq, a predicted model, not a curated record